AUGAGUUAGUCUAUUUCAUAAUAAAUUUGUUAGUUUUUAAAAUCAGAUCAGACAUAUCAACAUAUCAAACCAUUUCUUGAAAAAAUUAGUGAAAAAGAUCGGUAAUCCUUUUAUUUAUAAUAGAUAAUAUUAUAAACCUAUUUGUCAAUCAAUUUUAACUAUUUUUGAUUAAAAAGAUCCUGUUUAAUGUUUUUUGGCAGCUAGAAUGGCAAAAGAAGCAGUUGAGAGAAAAAAUAAUGAAUUUUUAACUAUUUUUUAAGAUGAUUGCAUAAAAAAAUAUGAGUAAUUAGCUGAAAUUAUAUAAAAUCAAAAAGACUCACAAAACUCAAAUUAAUUUUUUUAGAAUAAUGAGAGAAGUCCUUUUGGAAUAAGUUUUUUUCAUUUAGUUUUAGAAAGUAUUAAAAACUGGGCAAUUUAAUUUCCAAAAAAAGAUGAUGGAAUUACUCCAACAAAAUUCUAUUAAGCUUUUCAUUAUCUAGAAGAGAAAGGAAUAUCAUUUCCUUCAACUUUUUACUUCAAAACGAAAGAAUAAAGUGCAGCAUAAGCGAGUGCACCAAAAUAAAACGAAUAAAAUAUUAUUUAAGAUCUUUAGUAAUAAUUGAAAAUUACGGAAGAAUAACAUGAAAUGUAAAUAAAAAUAUAUCAAUUGGAGAAUCAAUCUAAAUUACAAAAUCUAGAAGAACAAGUUAAAUAUUAUAAAAAUUUACAUCUUUAAUAAUAAGAAGAAAUCAAGUUCUAAAAAUAUAAAGAGGUUUCAAAUAAUAAUAUUUAAGAUGAACUCUUGUAAGUCAAAAAGUAAUUGAGAUCGUUAGAAGAAAAAGAAAGAAACUAUUUGUAAAGUUUAAACGAUCUCAAAUAUUAAUUCUAGUAGCUUAAAUAAGAGAAUUAAUCUCUUAAAAGAUAUCAAGAAAGUCUUUUAGAGAAAAUUAAAAAUUAAGAAACUCUUUUAGACAAAGUUAAAAAUUCAGAAAAUACAAAAUAGGUUAAAAUUGAAAAUUUUUCAAAUUAAGUUCAAGAACUAUAAAAAAAUUACAUGAAUUUAGAAAAUUAAUUUAAAAUCAAAUAAAAAGAAAGCGAAGAUUAUUAGACGAAAUAUUUAGAAUAAAAGUAAAAAUUAAAUUAAUUGAAUUUGUAAUUGACAGCAAAAGAAAAAUUAAUCCCAGAAAAAAAUGUAUCUAAAGAUAAUUCCAUUUAGCAAUUCGAAUAAUAAAUUUCUAAUUAUUAAUAAAAAAUUUAAUAGUUAGAGGGAAAAAUAAUGUCAUUAGAAGAAGAGAAAGUGAAAUUAUAAAAAUAAUAAAAAGAAGCUAAAAAAACUUAGAGCUCUGAUAAUUAAAAAAUAAAUAUUUAAGUAGUAAAAAGGUAAAACUCCGUAUAAUUUUAAAAUUUUUUCUCUUAUGAACAAUAAUAAAAUAAUUAGUACUUUAAUUCAUAUUAUAAUUUUGAGGAAGAUUUAAAAUAAUUAUAGUUUAAGCCUUAAAUUUUAGAAGUUGAAAAAAUUGAUUCAGCACUUUAUUAUCCAUAUCCUUCAGCAGAGACAUAUUAUAUUAAUCGUCCUAUUAAAUCAAAUAAGGGUAAAAUAAUUUCAGAUCAAAUUUAAACUAAUAGUUGGAAAAACUUGGAAUCUUAAAAAAAAAUGAUCUUUUUACUUUAUCACGUAAACAGAACCUAAAUUAUUUUUAAAGAUUAACCUUUUAUUAAUGUAGCUAUUUUAAAAUCAGCUUAAUAUUUAGAAAAUGGUAUAAAAAUUAUUUUUGGUAUUUACAUUAAAAGUGAAUUAUAAGAAAUAAAUAUAUAAGGAAAGUUUCUUAAUUUAAACAAAAUGUCUAAUUAUUUCCAUACUUCAAUUCCAGAGUUAAAUUUAACUUUACAAAGGCAAAACCAAAAAAUAAUUGAAUAUAGUAUCAAUAACAAUUGUACUUAAUUGACAGAUACACCAAUUUUGGAAUUAAGUUAUAAGUAAGAAUUAUAAUAUUCUUUAGUGGCAAAGCAUAAAAAAUAUAUCUUCCAAUUCUGUUGUUUAGUUUUAUAGAAUUAUGUUAAAUAAAAAAAGAGUUUUAUAAGAAAAAUUGGAAGGAGUAUUUCAUUUUGAGAUCAAAUGCAUUUCAGUAUAAUCCAUAGGUUUUGCCUAGUUAUAGAGGAAUUCAAUAAAUCAGUAAAAGCUUUACCAUGAUAAAUGAAAAUAAACUUAUUCCAUAUCUAUAAGGAAUUGAUGAAAUAAAAUUUGUAGCAUAAUUUGUAUUCUUAAUUUCUCAACUUAAAGGAAUGAUUAAGUUCGAGUUAAUUCCACAGAAAAAAAUGAUAAUUUAUGUGGGAGUAGAUAAAAAAUAACAAGGACAAUCCUAAGUACUUCUGGAAAAAAUUAUUAUGUGCUAUUAAUCAAUAUUUUAAAUGGAAUGA
Molecule: messenger RNA, 2397 nt
Organism: Paramecium sonneborni
Lineage: Eukaryota; Ciliophora; Oligohymenophorea; Peniculida; Parameciidae
Source: the annotation of a GenBank genome assembly